This is a messenger RNA of Morus notabilis, 1428 nucleotides long. Its product is annotated as coumaroyl-CoA:anthocyanidin 3-O-glucoside-6''-O-coumaroyltransferase 1. The record is from RefSeq and is a predicted model, not a curated record. The transcript has a single exon. Bases 1 to 1428 code for a protein of 475 amino acids. Lineage: Eukaryota; Viridiplantae; Streptophyta; Magnoliopsida; Rosales; Moraceae.
AUGGCUCUGCUGAGUGAGGAAGUGAAAGUAAUCGAGCAAACCAAGGUUUUUCCACCGCCAGGCUCAGUCCCCACAACCUCUCUUCCCCUCACUUUUCUGGACUUGCAAUGGCUCCUUUCUCACCACAUGCAACGCACCUACUUCUACGAAUUUCCUCAUCCUAUCAACCACUUCUUAGAAACCCUACUUCCCUCUCUCAAAAGCUCUCUCUCCCUCACUCUCCAACACUUCUUCCCCUUCGCCGCCAACCUCGUUUGCCCUCCGCCGCCAGCGAGGCCCCACAUUCUCUUCACCGAUGGCGACUCCGUUUCACUCACCGUCGUCGAGUCCACCGCCGACUUCAACUUUCUCACAGCCCAUCACCCGCGACCCGUCAAAGCCUUGUACCCGUUGGUCCCCAAGUUGGCUCCUGCACGUGUUGAGGGCGACAAACGUAUCGAACCUCUCAUGGCCUUGCAACUCACCGUGUUUCCCGACUCCGGCAUCUGCAUAGGCGUUCGGUUUAACCAUGUGGUGGCCGACGGGAAGACGCUUCACCACUUUCUGAAAUCCUGGGCGUUGAUUUGCAAGACCGGUGGAGAUUCAACGUUGCUUGCUCAAGAGCUGAGAUUGCCGUCCCAUGAUAGGGCCACAAUUAAGGGCCCACAUGGGCAAGAGCUAGCGUUCUUGAACACAUGGUGGAGCCUGGCAUCGACAUGGAAAAACGACAACGACGACGACGACGAAAAAUCCGUCCUCGAUUGUCGUAAUAUCGAUAACGUUCGUGCCACAUUUGUUCUACCCAGAGCCCGGAUUGAGAAACUAAAGCAUUGGCUCACAAAUCAAUUGUCCAAAGACGAAAACUCAACGUCGUUUCACAUGUCGUCGUAUGUCGCUACUUGCGCGUUGAUAUGGGCUUGCCUGGCGAAAUCGGAAGCGAAAAACUCCACGGAAAAGAUCAAUAAAGAUGAUGAGCCUUACUACUUCGCCAUCGUGGCGGAAUGCCGAAGCCGCCUCGAGUUUCCAUUACCGGCGACCUACUUUGGAAACUGCUUAGCGGUGUCUUUCGUGCCGGUGAAGAGGAAGGAGUUAUUGGGAGAAAAUGGGACCGUCGCGGCUGCCAAGGCCAUUGGGAAGGAAGUUAGGGAAAUGAACAAGCAAGCUUUGAAAGAGUUGGAGAAUUGGGUGAUGAAGUACAAAAAAAUAGAGGAGUCACAUCGGCAACAUGUCACUGUGACGGGCUCGCCGAAAUUUGGUCUUUAUGAGGUGGAUUUCGGGUGGGGAAGGCCUAAAAAGAGCGAAGCCGUUCAUUUCAGUGAUUCUUCUACAUUUUCUCUUGUUGAGAGCAGGGACGAGAAAGGUGGAGUCGAAGUUGGUUUGACACUAAGCAGGGAUCGAAUGAGUCGUUUCAGUGCCAUCUUGGAAAAAAUCUUGUCGGAGUUGGUUUGA